This is a messenger RNA of Coniosporium apollinis CBS 100218, 2784 nucleotides long. RefSeq lists its product as uncharacterized. The record is from RefSeq and is a predicted model, not a curated record. Gene Ontology annotation, molecular function: DNA translocase activity; ATP binding; ATP-dependent chromatin remodeler activity. Bases 1 to 2784 code for a protein of 927 amino acids. Gene Ontology annotation, cellular component: nucleus. The transcript is spliced from 2 exons. Gene Ontology annotation, biological process: reciprocal meiotic recombination; double-strand break repair via homologous recombination. NCBI's taxonomy places the organism in Eukaryota, Fungi, Ascomycota, Dothideomycetes.
AUGACUUACAAGCCUUUCAAGCCGCCUUUGCUUGUACGCAGACCAAGCCAAGCACUCGUCAAUCCAUCAUCAACCCGCGAAGCAGGCGAGCCACCCACCAAGAGGCGACGCGUCUCGAAUCACGACGAAGAGGCCCACGAGCUCUCGGACUCGCCGCCACGAAGCUUGCAAGCCGUCAAAGCGCCCCGAAAGCCUCUCCUCCUCGUUAGAAAUCCGGCGGCAGCGGAAGCCGCAGUGAAACCGGCCGGAGAUGGCAUUGAAGGAUACUAUACAGUGUUGUGGCGAAAGUUCACGGUGAAGAAGCACAAGACUUGGGACGGUGAUGGUAUCCUCGCGGUCCGCAAUGGCGUUGCACACUUGCAGGACAUCUCAGGGAAGGAGUUGGGCAAAACAGCAUUGAAGACACCGCUUCUGCCAGGAUCAGAACUAGCCGUUGGUGGCAAGGAUGUCGAAGUCGACUCCGUCAUCUCGAAGGAGGACUUCCUCGCUGGCAGGCCGUUUUUGGGCGCCGUAAGCAACCCUGUAGUGCGAGAGCCUAAUGUUACGGAGAAGCUGGGCUUCAAGGCACACGCCAAGCAGGCAAAAUUGGAGGCGAAGCAGGUGGAAAAGCCGAAGGCCGUCGUGCCAACGAGCAAAGCCACAAAGGUUCUAUUCAAGAAUCCGGUGCUUACGAGCACGUUGAUGCCAAAGGCGAACGGUCCACUUCCUCAGCCACGCCACGACCCCGAUCAACCUGGCGCUCUUGUAAUGAAGCGCCCGCGACAGGCACCGAAAGGCAAACAGAUCGUCGAUGUUGUGGUCGACCCAUUCCUCUGCAAGCACUUGCGAGAGCACCAGAGGCAAGGCGUCCGCUUCCUAUACGAGUGUGUCAUGGGCAUGCGACAGUACGAAGGCGAGGGGGCAAUCCUCGCAGAUGAGAUGGGGCUUGGCAAGACGUUGCAGACCAUCGCACUUCUGUGGACGCUGCUUAAGCAGAACCCGAUAUAUGAGGAUCCGCCUGUAAUCAAGAAGGCAUUGAUUGUUUGUCCUGCUACUCUCGUCAACAACUGGCGAAAGGAAUUUCGCAAGUGGCUCGGUAAUGAGAGGAUUGGCGUGUUCGUUGUAGACGACAAGAAGACUCGUCUCACCGAUUUCACCAAGGGCAAGAGCUAUAGCGUAAUGAUCAUAGGAUAUGAGAAGCUCCGGACCGUGCAGGAUGAGCUGAAGAAGGGUUCCGGGAUCGACAUCGUUAUCGCGGACGAAGGCCACAGGCUAAAAACGGCGCAGAACAAGUCAGCGCUCGCAAUCAAGUCACUCAACACAGAACGCAGAAUCAUCUUGUCCGGGACGCCGAUACAGAACGACUUGAGCGAGUUUUACGUCAUGGUAGACUUUGUUAACCCGGGCCUGUUGGGCAAACUAACCACGUUCAAGCGUGAGUUCGAGAAUCCGAUCUUGAAAAGCCGGCAACCCGGAGCAAGCGCAAAGGAUCUGGAGAAAGGCGAGGCUCGAGCUCAAGAGCUUGCGGACCGAACAGGCCAGUUCAUUCUCCGGCGUACAGCAGAGAUCCUGGCCAAGUACCUCCCUCCCAAGACCGAGUACGUGCUCUUCUGUCGACCCACCACCGCUCAAGCGUCAGUUUAUCGGAGUGUGCUUUCAUCGCCAGUCUUCGGCGCUGUUCUCGGCAAUACCGAAUCAGCACUCCAACUCAUCAACAUCCUGAAGAAGGUCUGCAACAGUCCAAGCCUCUUGAGCAAAUCAGCGAAUGAAGAAAGCGCGAACGGAAUGGUCGCGAGCAUCCUCUCCGGUAUCCCUCCUAGUUUGCUAAAUUCACCUGGUGCGAGCGCCAAGCUCCAAGUGCUGGACAGCUUCCUCCACCAGCUGCGCACAACAACCUCAGAGAAAGUGGUGCUCGUCUCGAACUACACCAGCACCCUCGAUAUCCUCGGCCAGCUCCUCACUUCCCUCGAAUACACCUUCUUCCGUCUUGACGGCUCAACGCCAGCAGCAAAGCGACAAGGUCUAGUGGACAAGUUCAACAGAACCUCAGCCACCGAAUGCUUCGCCUUCCUCCUCUCCGCCAAGUCCGGCGGUGCCGGCCUUAACCUGAUCGGAGCCUCCCGCCUGGUUCUGUUUGACGUGGACUGGAAUCCUUCGACCGACUUGCAAGCUAUGGCGCGCAUCCACCGCGAUGGCCAGAAGAUGCCCUGCCGUAUCUACCGGCUGCUGACCAUGGGCGCGCUUGAUGAAAAGAUUUACCAGCGGCAGUUGACGAAGCAGGGCCUUGCGGACAGUGUUGUUGACAAUAAGGCGUCGGCGUCGAGCUUUACGAGGGAGGAGUUGCGGGAUCUCUUCAAGCUGGAUGAGAGUGGCAGUUGUCAGACGCAUGAGCUGCUUUGCUGUCCGUGUGGUGGUCGGGGGAAUGCGCAGGCUCUCGAUGUCCAGGCCAUACCUGGCGCGGAGGGAGAUAGCGAAGAUCCGUCAGAGCCAGUAACUCCGGAAGAGAAUGAGGGCGAGGACAGCGACAAGGACCUCCCCAGCCUACCAGCUCUGAUCAAAGCGUCGCAAGUGAACAUGGAAGAGCAAGAGCGGCGUAUCGAAGAAGCGAAGAGAGCUGCAAAGACGUCGGAUGGUAAGAGCAAGAUUAAAGCGCUGAUGGGAUAUCUGCACAUUGAUGCGGCUGAGAUGAUCAAAGAGGAAGCGCAGGAGGAGCUGGAGGCGCUUGUCGAUGAUGACGUGCUUCUGAGUUUGCUGCGGGAGGAGGGGAGUCGAGUCAGCUUUACGUUUGCUAAGACGUCUUCAUAA